Monomorium pharaonis (pharaoh ant) is the source of this 2157-nucleotide messenger RNA. RefSeq lists its product as uncharacterized. The record is from RefSeq and is a predicted model, not a curated record. Lineage: Eukaryota; Metazoa; Arthropoda; Insecta; Hymenoptera; Formicidae. Bases 1527 to 1952 code for a protein of 141 amino acids. The transcript has 2 exons.
AAAUAAAACUGUUUUUAAAUUUUUCGAAGUUUAACUGUAGGAAUUUAAUUCCCAACAAAGUUAUAGUUAAUAAAUAAUACUUAAAAAAAGCUCUAUUUUUUAAAUAGAUAAAAAUCGUUUUAGUUGAAGAGUUAAAGAUCUUUUUUGCGAUUUUUCUUUCAAUCUUAAUUGAAACGUACGUAAAAAAUUCAAUCAAAAACGUAAGGACUGUAUCAUUAUAAUUUAAUGUACAUAGCUGUUAUAUAUACACAAAAAUCAAUAAACGCGGAGGCGGAAGGGCAAAGUUUCAACAACGUGAACGAACAUGUGAAACACCUCCGGGAGAAAGACGUUGUAUCACGCAAUCAAGCGGUCUGCAUGGAAAAUACAAGAUGAAUUUAAUUAACGCAUACCCCAUAAGUAUGCUGCACUGUCGAGACCACAAUACUUCCCUCAUCGCAUGCAAUCCUCCCGAUAAAAUUGGCACAAGACACGAAGAGCAUUCACUAAAGGACCAUUGAGAGAAUGCAAAGAUCUUCUUAACUGAUAAAAGAUAGUGCUUUAUAUCGUACCGUAUACUGAAAUCUGAAAUUGUAUCUUUACGUUUUUCAACCUCUUUUGCAUGAAUUGGCGCUUUGUCGAAUUAAGCCUCGAUUUUUGAAUUCUAGAAUUCUCGAAUCGUCACUUUUUAAAUUGACCGCUAUAUUUAAUCGAAUUUUUUUUAAUUCUCUUAAUCGCAUUUUGAUUAUUCCAAAAUUCUUUAUCUCAAAAAAUUCAGAGAACAAUUAUGAAUCAGUUCCAGAUGUGAUUUUUUUUAAUGCUAUAAUUUUUAAAUUCUUAUACUCAUCCAUUUCAUCCAAAUUAAAUUAUUAGUUUCUUAAUUAAUUAAUUAUUUGUAAUUUAUGACUUAAUUAUGGAUUUAAUUUAAUUAUUCUAAAAUGCCAUUCUAAUACGUGUAUAUUAUGGAUUCUUGAUCAUCAGAUCUAGCGAUUGACAAAUGAUAAUCGGCGAGAGAUUAGCUUCUAUUUCCACCGGCUUGCAUACUUUACGAGUCGCUCUCGUCUUUACUGACUUGCAUUAAGAGUUCAGUGCACCGUAAGCGCAUCGUCGACGACUUGGAAUAAGAAUAAGCCGAAUCUCUCUAUUGAUUCACCUGGAAACCAAAUCGAUAUCCGUACGAGGCACAGGCGCUCACUUCGUUACGGAUCAGCCAACUAUAUCCUUGAAUCGUCCGCUAAUUUGUCGCCCGUUUGACAAAUCUGUCAAAUCCUACGGUCUUGAAAAUAAUCUUUGCCGAGAAAAAGAUUGCGAAUGAUGCUGUGAUUUUGUGAAAGUGCGCAGAGAGAAAAAAAAAUGGCGUUACGGAACAUUGCAUUUGUUAAACUAAUAAAGCUUAAGUUUAACGAUAAAUUAAUCCUCGUUCAAUUUGGAGAAAUUUUUCAGUAAAAAAGUGCGUGAAUACUUUUUAUUCGUAUAAUAAAAUUGACAGAUCAAUAUUUUGAAUUGUUUUAAAAAGUGAUAGGAAAUUAACGUCUCAGAUUGUAGUAAUGAACAAGAAAGGUAAUCCGUCGUUGGGAGAUGAGAACUUGGAGACUUCCAAAGGCCCUCAAGAGCCGGAUGUUUCAAAGGAGGCAGAGGGGAAACCCGUGUUUCGCAAGUACCGCACGAAGCACAUGAAACUAUUUCCGGAAUUAUAUCGAAGCGAUGUCUCGAUACAUCCCAGUUACACCGGCUUGAAACUCUUGCCUUAUAACGUGGUCUGCAGGCAGCGUGUGCAAAGGAUUAAGCGACAGUCAUUUCGGCAGCUGAAUCGCGAGAUCACGCACUUUGCCAUGAUCCAAAUGUUUGCUCUCGAUGGUGUGAGGAUCGAUCGCGUGUUCAGCAUUGGUAUGUCGCCGAAGAUGUUGAUUGUGCCAGAUCCGUUGACAGAGAAGGAGAGACGACGACUGAACGAACUUAUUCGAGAACCUUAAGAAAGCUCUUCGUAUACAAUUUCGAUAGAAAUGGAUUAUUCUAUAUUAUACAUACUUAAUUAUUUUAUCAUUUUUUACUUUUAAUUUUGAUUGAUUUAUUUACUUCAACUCUCUUGAUGCCAAGAAGUGGAAACUUUUAAUUUUACAAAUAUCAAUCUGUUAUAAUUAUCUUUUGUAAUUAUACCAAUAAAUUUUUAUCAACAAU